Messenger RNA from Cheilinus undulatus (humphead wrasse), 5395 nucleotides. Its product is annotated as mediator of RNA polymerase II transcription subunit 26-like. The record is from RefSeq and is a predicted model, not a curated record. Bases 222 to 1868 code for a protein of 548 amino acids. NCBI's taxonomy places the organism in Eukaryota, Metazoa, Chordata, Actinopteri, Labriformes, Labridae. The transcript is spliced from 3 exons. Gene Ontology annotation, biological process: regulation of transcription by RNA polymerase II; positive regulation of gene expression. Gene Ontology annotation, cellular component: mediator complex; core mediator complex; nucleus. Gene Ontology annotation, molecular function: transcription coregulator activity.
GAAGGCUACCAGGCGACGAGGUAGCCUAUUUCCGGGGAGGAUUUUCAGGUUUUUGUCGUCCGUAUUUUCAAUCAUAUCGGUUGCGAAUGAAAACAAAGACAUAAAUGCAUCAUAAAUAUGAUGCUCAGGCUUACAGAGGAGCUUCCGCCGGGCCUGUGAGUGCCGCCUCUUCGGGGGAGUCCACUGUCUGAGUCCGACCUGACCCGCGACACCGCCAGGCGAUGACAGCGGCUACAGCCACCCCGCAGGUGAUGAGAGACCGGCUGCUGCAGGCCAUUGACGGCCAGAGCAAUCAGAUAUGCAAUAUGGUGGUAGUUAUGGAGGUGAUCUCCUAUUUGGAGAAAUAUCCAAUCACCAAAGAAGCACUGGAGGAAACUCGUCUUGGCAAGCUUAUCAAUGAUGUCCGCAAGAAAACCAAGAAUGAGGACCUUGCAAAAAGGGCCAAGAAGCUCUUGCGAAACUGGCAAAAGCUUAUCGAGCCAGGCAAGGGUGAAGUGUUAUCCAAAGGACACACUGUUGCAUCAUGGUCUUCCAAUGGUUGCAUCUCCUCUCCUGCUGUCACCACACCAUCAGGUAAAACCGGGACAGAGUUGAAGAACAGAAAUGACUUCAACAACUGCUCCACCCCUGGGAUGGAAAAACCCAGCAACAAGAAACGGAAAGGUGGCCAGAAAGAAGGAGAGCUUUUGCCAGCCAAGAUAUCAAAAACAACUCUUAAUGAUAAAAUACAAAACGCCAAACAGCUGCCAACCAAUGGAAUUAGCGGUUGCUCUGAGAUUUUUACAAAUAUGCAUUCACAUCAGCCUUUAGAUAGGGAUGUUUCUGAAACUCUGGACAAUGACAGGCUAAGUAAAAUCCCAAUUAAUGCUGUAAAACCUCAUCCAAGUGCCCCAGGAUACAUCAAACCUCCAAGCACUUCUUCCUUGCUAAAAACAUCUGUCCUGCAGCAGCAAGCUAGACAGGAGCAGGUGGCCUCUGGGGGGCAGUAUCGAACCAGAAGCCCACGCAGGUCCUCAAAGCAGGAAGUUGGUUUUAAACAAACUGAGUUACAAGCACAGAGGCAUGGGUCUUUUGACACCUCUAUGUCAGAGUCUUCCCUUCAGCCUUUUAAUAAUUGUGCUCAGGGUUUGUGGUCUGCAGAUUUGGACCCUAAAAGCAGACACGACUCAUGCACCUCAUCUUUCAGUGAUGGUAUCACUUUGGAGGAUGAUAGUGCUGUAAGCAAUACAGGGAAAAGGAAAGGACUUAGUUCCAGGCCUAAGGACUGUCUUGAGAAGUCAGAUGAACAUACUGUAGAAGAAAGCACUAAGCCAGUCAGGUUAAAAGACAGAAGGCUGACCUUUGACCCUAUUACAGGACAAAUCAGACCCUCCUUUCUCAAAGAGCCUUCCUGGGAGGAGGCAGUCCCAUUGAGCCACAAACCUGAAUCUCAGAGAUCAGAACCACUUAAACAAAAUCCACCCAUUCCCCCCAGUCCCUUCCAGCAGACAGACUGGAAGGAGCUGUCAAGGAGUGAAAUCAUCCAGUCAUACCUGAGCCAGCAAAGUAACAUGCUAACAUCAUCCGGCACAAACACAUCCGGAGCACACUUUUUUAUGGCAGAGUUCUUGAAAAAAGAGGAACACCAAAUUAAAGAUGCCAAGAUGACACACACGCUUGCACCAGAACUCCCUGCAAGGGAUUUACCAGGAAUCAGCAGAGAGAUUUUCAGUGAAGAUCUGAACAGAUUACACACCCAACACUGGCCUGGAGUUAACGGUUGCCAUGACACAAAGGGUAAUUGGUAUGAUUGGACAAAGUGCAUCUCAUUAGACCUGCAUGGAGAUGAGAGCAUGUUGAACAUACUGCCAUAUGUCUGUCUGGACUGAAAUAGAUAUUUUUCUCAAUUGGAAGUUGUAAGUUUUCUCUAUCAGCUGAGGAACUCUGCAUGUGUGGAGGCACUUGGAUUUUAGGUGUCUAGCUCCGUAAAUGGAAAAGUGGGUCAAUGUGCCGCCUGUAUUUGUGUAUGUGGAGCACGGGGGUGUUAUCAGUGUUCUUCGAACAAUGUAUCAGGUCAGGAAGAAAAAAGGCUAUGCAUCAUCUGACCAUCAAGUUGUCAGUGUUGAGUUACUGUACAGAUAGAGUUUCAAGACGUGCCAUUGUUUGUUUGGGACAGGACAUUACAUUACACUGUUCAAGGACAUUUAAUUCAACCCAUUUGUUGUUAUUAGAACCUGACUUUCCCGCAUCUAGUAGGGUUGUCACAAUACUAUAUUUUUAGACGCUGAUACAAAAAUAUUCUUAAGCAGAAGGCACCCAAUAUUACAUAUAUUUUAUUUAUAAUCACCAAAAAUUUCAAACAAACUUCUACAUACAGCUGGAAUUGUAGAAACAAACAUUUUGGCAUUGAAUACUUUGAACUCUGUUAUUUGCCAACCUGUGAAUUUAAAACACUUCAAAAAUCUGACAUAAAAAAAUCUCAGUGUUGAACAUUCUGACAACUUUUUCAUCUACCCACAUUAUAAUAGUGCAGUAUUUCCUGAGUUUAUGUUUUGUUUAAUGUUAAAAAAAUCACUUUCACCUUUAAUUAAGAGUCUAAACUGCAAAAAUCUCAGGCUACCUCUAGCAAUAUCUCUCUGUUAUUUGCUAAUGAGUCUUAAAUGAGCCUUUGGACCAAUAAGAUAAUGCAAUUAGAAUAACCAUCUGUGCAAAUAUUAAGAUUUUAAGUCAUGAAAAAUCAUCCAUCUUAUCAAGGCACCUGUGAACCAGGGAGAUGUACCAUGAAGCAAGAUUAAAGAGCAAGUUGAGUCUGUUGAGCCCAAAGUCAGAGUUUUCUGUAUCAUGACACUGAUUGUCUUUUAACAAGGCUAGAUUGUCAUGGCUCCUGACUGUAAACUCCUGAUCAGAACGGUAUCAGGGUAUGUUCAGAGUUAUGGCUUAAAAUAGUCUCUGUCCUCUCUGUGGACACUAUGGAUGUGUUCUUGAUAUGCAAUGGUGCUUUUGUAAUGCCAGAGAACAAAGCCAUGCAGUAACAAUAACGCCUUGGCCAACUGUAUGUAUCAGAUCACAGAACCACUCACCUGAAGCCCUGUCUCUCUCCUCUCAUGUUAACCUUUUUGUUUCUUGUCAAAUUUACACAUGCAUUUUCAGCAGACCGCCCCUGUGGUAAAAGCACUCUGAGAAGAUCUUAAGAAAGGCGUAUAAUUUUACUUGUUUCGUCGAAAUAUCCUGAAAAUCCUGUGAUAUGGCUGGUUUUGCAAGAAAUGCAGGUCAAAUUCAUUAUUGUUUUUCAAAUUCAUUUUUAAUAGGUCUGUCAGAGAUGAUGCAUUAAUCACAACAUGGUUAGUGUCUAAAAGGUGCACAUUAAUUGUUUUGAAAUGGCAUAAUUAGCUAAUUUGGCCACUGUAGUUAAACUACCAUAGAGGGGCAGGAGCUGCAUACCACUCACAUCUUCCUGCUCUCACAGCAAUAGAAAAUACAGACACUGCUGUGACCUAAAAUUUUUACAUUCAUUUAAAAAAAAAAAAAAAAAAAAAAGCAACUUGCAGACAGCUCAGGUGACACGUUAGGAGUAAUCUGAAGUUGUGGUCUCAAAUAUUUUACUUUUUAAAAUAACCCUUCUCUCUAUUUUGAAUUACUUAUCUAGCUUUGGCAAGUCCCUUUUUCUGUGGCUUGUUUCCAAUCUACCAGAAGUUCCUCUCUGUCAAAAUAAAAGCCAUUUUUUAUCUGAAUGGGAAGCACCUGAGAUGAAGACGCUAAAAGUAAAAGCAUAACAGUGAGCAGGUUUUUUUUUUUUUUAGAAAAUCCUUAUCUUUAUCAAUAACCUUGGUGACUUGCAAAGCGAAAGAAACUAAACAGGAACUCCUAAAAAGGUCAGAUGCUGCCAUGUUAACUGGGGAUUGUCUGACUUCUUUUGGUCAUUUUGUACAUGCACUUCUGCACAUUUUUUUUAUGUAUGACAGUGUUAGUGUGUUUGACAGAAUGAGCACCUCAAGGUUCUAUCGUACCUCUAAGUCAUGUUUCAGACCACACUGUUGUAUCAGUGCAGCACUCAUUUACAAAUGUUAAAGUUAAGAUCAUCAAAUAUAUCUCUUGAAUUCAUUUGAUUCCCAAGUUAAAAUACUGAUAAGAGUUGCUUAACAUUUUCAGUAUGGACUGUAAAAUGUGUGUUUUGAAGUACAAAAUAAAUUUUAAAUCUGCAAUUAAAAAUGCAGAUAAUUGUAUUUGACUAUCAGAACCCAGCAUUUAUUCAUGAUUCUCAAAAUGUUUAAGAGUGGUGCCAUGUGUUGGCUAGUUGUCGCAUCAAAAGUAAACGACGAGCACCAGCUUUUCAUGGGAAACCAGCUAACUGAUUAAUGUGUUAUGUCUCAUUUCUUCCUUGCAGCAGCAGUAAUGUUUCACGGCAGUAACUUGUAUGUAUUUAUCUUCGUCUCAUAAUUUUACUCUGAAAGAAACAAUUGUAAGUGACCGUUUCUUUUAGUGUGAGAUAACUUUCAAAAAAACACUCCCUUUUUUGUGAGCGCGCACACAGACUGAAGCAUAAAGCCUAAACCUAGAAAAUUCAUAGUCAGCUUCAUGAUACCUGAUGUCUCUGACCACAGCUUUGAGCUUUGUGAAGCCCGCUUACUCAUAGAAGUCCUGGGCCAGUUAAGCUUGCCUCAUGGUAAACCCCUCUGCUGUUUCAGAAGAGCACAACUGUCUUUUGCAGAGACUUGCAGAAAGAAAAACACAGAUUUGUUUCAAAACAUUUAAAUAUUGUUCUUGUGCUGUGAGAUUUGAAUGCUGUUAAAUUAAGCAACAUGAAACUGCCAGAUGUGACUGGGCAGUGUGAAGUGAGAGAGAGAGGCUUGUACUGGCCUAGAACAAUGCACACAAAGAGAGAAAUGUGGCUGCCAUGUAACAUAUUUAUUUACAUUGACAUAUUCACUUUAAGUUAAAUUUAUAUGUGUGUUUUUGGACUUCCUUGGAUCGUUUCUUGUUAGAUUUUGUCAUUCAGAUUUGUUUGGUGAUGUUGCAGCCACUGUCCUGCUGAUAAUCCCAACAUGUGUAACACAAGAAAUCUUUCAUUGAGUUAUUUUAAUAAUGUGAACUAAUUUAAUUCUUACUUACAUUUCCUGUUACUGUGUAAUUAGUUGAUAAAAUAUGAAUUAAAAUGGCAGAGCAGUUUAUGCUGCUAGUUUGCAUCUUUGUACUGUAAGGAGCUGUGAUCUAAAUUAACAUGCUGGAUAUAGUACUUAAUAUCAUUCCUUUAGAUAUUGUUCGCCUUAUGGAAACCUGUGUUUUCCCUGAAGACAGAGCCUUAGUGAAUGUACAGGAAUGAGCCUUUUGUGUUCAGUUGAACACAGAAGAGAACAAAUUUGCUACUUUGUCCUUUAAAUGGACAUGUUGAUAAGUGUUAAUAAAAAAUGAAUUGUGA